This is a messenger RNA of Centruroides sculpturatus (bark scorpion), 1598 nucleotides long. Its product is annotated as sodium-dependent proline transporter-like. Bases 96 to 1598 code for a protein of 500 amino acids. Gene Ontology annotation, molecular function: L-amino acid transmembrane transporter activity. The record is from RefSeq and is a predicted model, not a curated record. Lineage: Eukaryota; Metazoa; Arthropoda; Arachnida; Scorpiones; Buthidae. Gene Ontology annotation, cellular component: membrane. The transcript is spliced from 11 exons. Gene Ontology annotation, biological process: sodium ion transmembrane transport.
CCACAAUUCAGAAAAUAGCAUUUGAUUUAAAAUACAUGUGUACAUAGCAAAAACGUUUUUUUUCUCAUUGUUUUUGAAUUUACUAAGCCAUUCAAAUGCAUUUAGAUUAUUUAAAUAACUUUGGAUCAUUUUCUCCGUUUCGAAAGAAGAUCGGUUCUUUAAAUAGGAACAAAGAAACCGAUAUAAAUAUAGAAGCAAUCGACUGUGCUAAUCACGAAGACAUAGUGAGCGAAAUUAUAAGACAAGAGCCAGAACGGGGGCAUUGGUCUGGAAGAUUCGACUUUCUAUUAGCAUGUUUAGGCACUGCUGUUGGAUUAGGAAAUGUAUGGAGAUUUCCAUUCUUAUGCUACAGUAACGGAGGAGGCGCCUUUCUAAUUCCUUAUGUUAUCAUGACGUUCGUAAUUGGAAUGCCUGUAUUUCUAGUGGAACUGACAUUAGGCCAGUUCAGUGCAAUAGGCCCUCUAAAAAUUUUCAAAUAUUUAUCCCCGGCAUUUAAAGUUUAUUUUCGAAUAUUUAAAUUUGAAGCGUUUCGAAAGAAGAUCGGUUCUUUAAAUAGGAACAAAGAAACCGAUAUAAAUAUAGAAGCAAUCGACUGUGCUAAUCACGAAGACAUAGUGAGCGAAAUUAUAAGACAAGAGCCAGAACGGGGGCAUUGGUCUGGAAGAUUCGACUUUCUAUUAGCAUGUUUAGGCACUGCUGUUGGAUUAGGAAAUGUAUGGAGAUUUCCAUUCUUAUGCUACAGUAACGGAGGAGGCGCCUUUCUAAUUCCUUAUGUUAUCAUGACGUUCGUAAUUGGAAUGCCUGUAUUUCUAGUGGAACUGACAUUAGGCCAGUUCAGUGCAAUAGGCCCUCUAAAAAUUUUCAAAUAUUUAUCCCCGGCAUUUAAAGGAUUGGGAUAUGCCAUAAUAAUUGCAUCGACUUUUGUUUGCAUAUAUUAUAAUGUAAUUAUCUCGUGGACUAUUUUCUAUUUUUUCGAUUCUGCUCGAAGCGUUGUUAACUGGCAAUUUUGUGAUCAUUCUUUCAAUACCGAAGCAUGUUUCAGAGAAGCUGAUUAUAGUGCUUGCAAAAUGCAAAAUUCUUCUCAUGUGUUUUUUAAUCGAACUUGUUAUAAUUCAACUUACGCCAUUUCCAAUAACAUAACUGAAAUUCCUGCGGCAAAUAGAAUUUCACCCGCUCAAGAAUAUUUCAAUUUUUACGUUUUGAAUAUAUCAUCUGGAAUCGAAGAUAUUGGAUCUAUAGAAUGGAAGAUCGCUUUAUGUCUUUUAGUAUCGUGGAUAGUUGUUGUGAUCUCAUUAAUUAAAGGAAUUAAAUCAUCAGGAAAAGUUGUUUAUUUCACAGCUACAUUUCCUUAUGUUAUCCUCUUUAUAUUAUUCAUUCGAGGAGUAACAUUAGAAGGAGCUACUGAAGGGCUCAAAUUUUAUUUGAUACCCGAUUUUUCAAAACUAUCUGAUAUAAAGGUUUGGGAAGCUGCAGCCAUUCAAGUAUUCUAUUCAUUCAGUAUUGGAGGAGGCGGAAUGUUAACUUAUGCCAGUUACAAUCGUUUCAAAAAUAAUUUAAUUAAAGAUGUCCUGAUAAUCGGAAUAGCCGAUAUGUAUUAA